CAGCUGGAAGGCCAGGAAGGCCAGCCCGAGCGCCGAGGAAGGCAUCGUGGAGCCGCAAGAGGACUGGGAGGAAAGGAAGAAGGAGAGGAGGCUGCGGGUGUUGAGAGCGCUGCCCCGUCCAGCCAAGACCAAGAUUUGUUUACUGUGUAUGGUGUGAUGUCUCAGGGACCCUCGAGUCAUGACCCCGUAGCCAUUAUGGAUGAGACUGAAGAAGAUAUGGGGUUUGUGCCGACUCAACAAGAUUCAGCUUCCUUCCAGAUGUCCCCUGUUGACAGUUUUAGCCCACAGUUAAUUACAAAAGUCCUUGAAACAGAGCCUGGUUCUCCGGAGAGCGCUCCUUUUGAUAGGAAAUUGUUUUUGGAAACAUUCCGCUCUGAGAAGGAGAAUAGGAGAAAAAGCGCCAGAUUAGCGGAGAGAGCAAACGCUAAUUAAACCAGUUCCCUUGAGAGUUUCCAGGGAGGCUUGCAUCUGGCAAGUUGUUGUCUUCAGUCCGCUUUCCCUUGAGAAAAAGUGUUCAGGCACCUGAUUUGAAGUCACAUAAAAGUUCUGCACGCAGGCUGGCCUUUGCGGUGUCAACGUGUCAGUUGAGAACUUAACAUCGCCUCAAGUUCCUCUCAAGUAGACUGGACACUGCGUCUCGUCUCCCUGCCAAGUCUGGACUGCGAUUCAGUUCCACCACGACUAACUUGCCUUGCCUUGUUAACCUAGCCUCGAACAUUGAUCCUGGUGCUCUUGAAAGACCUUGCUCUUUUCCCCACUCAAACUGCUUGGAAGUUUGAGUGUGUUUCGGUAUUUGGAUUUAAAACUUUGAACUCUAAUAUUGGACAUCUAACUUCAUAUUACUGGACUAUAUUUGACCUUUCCUAAAAGGACUAUUGCUGGACUAUAUACUCUGUUUAUUUUUGUUUAACUCUUAUUUCCUUAAUAAAGAUAUUAGAUUGUUUAUUGGCCUCUGUGUCUGGUUCCCAGUGCUCUCGCAGCUUAGAGUCGUCACAUAUGUAAUAAAAAUGUUUUAAAAAUAAUAAUUUCUGCACUAUUUUGUCUUUUUAAAAAACUGUAUCUUUUUAAUUUUUGUAAUCACAUGGUGUACAGAGACUGCCAUGUCUGGUUCUAAGAGAUUUUGUUUUUGUUUUUGUCAUCCAGAGUGCUUGUUGUUAUUGUGUUACGUCAUUUGCAUACCUUCCAAAACUUGGACUUUUCUUGUCACAGAUGGACGAUAAUAUUUAUACUGUCAUUGCCUCCUAUGAUAGAGGCACUUCAACACAUCUGGAAACUGGAUAGAAAAGGCUAUGCUAAAUAUGGGAUAUAAUCUGCUCAGUCACUGAGCUGCACUUCUCUCUGCAAAUCAGGAAGAAAAUCAAUUCAUCUGGAAUGGGGUGCUUGUGAUGACUCAUGGGCCUUGUAGUCCUGUUCCUAGUACUAUUGUGGCAGAUGAAGAUGAAAACAUGGGGUUUUCGCCGGUUCAACAAGAACUGGAGUCUCUUCACCUGCCGGAUGUUGAUGUUUGCCCUCAAGAAUUCAGUAAACCAGGCCUUGGGCAGUACUCCCCUCCGUUUCCCAGGAAGGAAUUUUAUUCUAAAGACAGGGGAGUCAGAGAAGCUAAUCGGAGAAGUCUAAGAAUCGCUGCCAAACAAAUGGCUGAUUAGGUCUGCUUCCCUUGGGAAAUUCUAAGGAGUCUUGCAUCUGGACAGAGUUGGGUUUCGCUUCUCGUUCUCUAGGGAAAGAGUUCUGUUGGCGGGAAAACGAGACCCAAUAUAGGUGUUUGGCGCGAGGGUUUCUUUGCGGAGUCAAUUGAUCAGCUUCAGGAGAGAGAUCGUGUGUGGACUUCAUAAUCCCAGUUCCUUGCUUCCCGGAUCAAGCUUCAAGCCUUGCCCUGCCUCGCGGUUUUACCACGGACCCUGCUUCAUGCUUCAUGUUUUGCCUUGUCUCCAGUCACGGACCUAGUCAAGAAUCAAGUUUAUUUCCAGCCUUGUUGUCAAGCUUCAUUGGACUCUAAGACUCUGUUAUUUCCCCACACUAUUGCUUGGCAAAGUGUGUGUUUCGGUCAAGUGGAUUAAAACUUUGAACUCUAAUAUCAUUUAUUGGACAAUACAUUUUUGGACUAUAUUUGACCUCAUUUGAAAGGUCUGCUUCUGAACUAUAUCCUUCACUUGUUUUUAUUGAUUUUAUAUAUUUCUUUAAUAAAGAUAUUAGAUAGAGACUGGCCUCUGUGUAAGGUUAUUGGUGCCCAGCUGCCAGGGUUCUGACAGUGCUAGAGAAGAUUUCUGUGGAUGCCAUAGCCUACUGAAAAGACAAAUAAAUAGGUCUUACAGCAAAUCAGUCUUAAACUCCCUGUAGAAGCCAAGGCACCAUAUUUUGGGCAUAUUAUGAGAAGACUUAACUCACUAGAAAAGUCAGUAAUGUUUGGGAAGGCAGAAGGCAGCAGAAAAAGGGAAAAUUGCAUUCCAGUGUAUAGACUCAAUCAAAAACACUACCCCCUCAUACAUACAUGCGUACAUACUUAUGGAGUUUUCUUAUCUGUAACAAAUAAAAUUUAGGUAUGACUACAUACUCAAUAACAUGAGCUAUAAGAGGAGCAUUUCAAAUCUGGUAGUUAUAUUCAGUUACAUCAAUUACACCAGAAACGUGAUUAAGGUGUUGCAAUGUUGCAGGACUUUGGGGGCAUGGGAUAGAUAGAGUGUAUAUGCUUCUGCUAAGUCAAGGGCAGUGAUUCCUUGAGAUUGGAGGAAACAUGUACACCCACCUAUCUCCAUGUUGCCAGGUAGCUCUGUAAUCAAGCAAGGUAUUUUUGAACAGGUCUCAUAAAAUAUUGAUGGGGUGAUUGGUUCCUGUCCUGCAACAUUCUGCCUCCUCCUCCUCCUCCUCUCCUCACUGCCAAGUUGAAUGCCAACUACUUUUAUGCUAUGAACUCAGUUGCAUUGACUGAAAUAAGAUCAAGGACUUCAUCGCACUAGAGCAGGGGUUCUCAAAUGUUUUUGGCUGCGGGGCCCUUUUUGGAACAAAAGUUUCUCGGGGCUCCACAAGAAACUUUUGCUUCAAAAAGGGCUCUGCAACUGAAAAGGUUUAAGAACCUCCACUGUCGUGUGAUGAAGUCCAAAGACAAAGAGAAAAAGUGGGAGAAGAAGACAGAAACUCAAGACAUUUUUAAAACAGGUAUAAAGGUGGGGCAACAGAAGAUUCAUCAAGACUGUAGCUGUCAAAUUGGGACAGUUGGGAAAGAAUGGUCCUGGAGCAUAUCCACUUCAGCUAAGUCAAAAGAAAGAAAAUGCAAACCUUUGAUAAUAACUUUUGUUUUCAGCUUUAGUGCAGCUUUGUCUACCUAAAGACAGCAGAUUCUGUCUGAUCACAGAAGCUAUGCUGCAUUCCUGAGGCUGAGUCCUGAUCUAGUUCCUUAAGAAACAACAUGUGCAUAGAUAAAGUCUGCUGUAAAUGAGCUUACAUGGCUAUCUUUUCAAAGCAGAUUAUAAUAGAUUUUAGGGCCAUAAUCACUGAAACAUGCUACAAGAGAAGUAAUAAUAACAAUAAGUAUCCAUAAUAACACCAUUACAAAUCCCCUCUAUGUUAUAAGAACACUAACAGUAGUGGUGCCAUCUCUGUGGAACACCUUGCCACCUGAAGUCCGUGCCUUGCGGGACUUGUUGGCCUUCCGCAGGGCAUGUAAGACACACCUGUUUCGGCAGGCUUUUGAGUUCUGUUGCUGAUAUUUUAAAAGGUGCUUUUAGGAUGUUUUUAAGAUUUUUUUUAAAGAUGUUUUUAAAAUGUUUUUUAAAAUUGUUGAUUUUAGCCGGUUCUUGUAAGCCGCUCCGAGCCCUAGGGGAGUGGCGGCAUAUAAGUUUGAAAAAUAAAUAAAUAAAUAAAUAAUAGAAUCACAGGGUCACUCUGAAUUCUGUUUCACACUGGUGUUCUCUUCUUUAAAUUUCACUUCAGCUUUUACAUGUCUUAAAUUCCCUGAGCUUUCAGUCUAGCCUCAAAGUAUCUAUCUGUAUUUUUAUACUAAAUUGUUUUAUUGCAUUCUCCAUUUUAUUAUAUGAAAUAAGACUUCAGUCUAACACACUCUAGAGGGCUACAAGGUAUCUGCUCAGGAUAUAGAUUCCACAGUAGAUCAAAUUCAUUAGCCUAUCAGCGCCUUCCAAAAAUUCCUCAAUAAAUUACUUCAUUUCAUCAAACUCUGACAUUAUCCUAAUAAGGACUUAUUCUAUAAUUAGUAGAAAAUUGUUCUUUAUCACUUCUAACUAUUAUGGGUUUGCAAUGUAGCCACAAAUUAUGGAUAUAGCUUUUGAACAGUUCCAAGUUUGGAAAAAUAAAGCACUAGUUUAUAAAGCUCAUUUUCCUUUUAACAGCACCCCACCCCCAUUGUUUGUGUAUACACACACACACACACACACACACACACACGCACUCUAAACAGAAAUUAUGAGAUCAAACUGAUACAAUCUAGCACACAACAUUUGAGCUUUCUGAAAAGGAAAAGUAAACCAGGAAUCUGGAUUUGAAUCUAGUUGGCUGUGUAUUUAUGCUACAGAUCAAGUCUGAAAACUUCAAACUUGACAGGGCAAAGAACCAAGAAAGAAAGCUGAAAAGAGAAGGAGCAAAAAAAUUUAGCAAGAACAAUACAUUGGAUUGGUUCCAGAACCCCCCAUAAAUCCCAAAUUCCAUGGAUGCUUGAGUCCCAUUGUUUACAAUGGUGCAAUAAAAGGGUGCCCCUUUCAUAAAAUUCUUGAGGAGACUCAACUACAUAGGUAGUCCAAUUUUACAAGAUCACAUUGUUAGGAUUAUUUAGGCACUUCCUUACGGGGUGCAUUCCCACCAGUCAUCACUCAGGGAGAAAUGUUAUAUUUCUGUUUACUUCAUCAGAUUAUGCUGGGAAGUGUUCAGAAGUGCUCAGAAGAAGAGAGUUCAGUCUAACUCCAUUUCGUAAUAAAAAGGAGUUUUUCCCUGCCUUGGGAUCACACUGUUGUCUUGCACUCAGUGUCUUGCAUAUUUUUCACUGAGGAGGUUUCCACCAUCCCUGUCGGUGCUUUUUGGCUCUUCAACUCCCACUAUUCCCAACUGCAGAGAGGGAGGGAGGGAGAGGGAGGGAAAAGCGAGGGUGGGGGAUUCCCCUUUGGAACGCAGCAAAACGGGCUCAGCUGGUGUUUGGACUACAACUCCCACAAUUCCCAACUGCAGGCGGGGAGAAAAGCGAGGAUGGGGAGGUUUCCACUUUGGAAGGCAACACAGGCUGACAAAUCAUGACACAGAUAAAUCAUGGAAGGAAGAAAUAAAAGUACCCUAAAAGGCUAUUUUAUUUUUUGGCAAAGUAUGAGGUAGCUUACAACCAAACCUUCCUGCUUGGGGAGCAAAAGGAAAUGAUGGAAAAUGCCCCAAAAAAUUUAUUUUGACUCUUCCCUCAAAUUGGGUGCUCCUAACCUGAGAGCAAAUUAGGUGCUCCUAACCUGCCACUUCAUUAGAAAUUUGGCAAAGCAUCCGGAGUUUUGAGAAAAAUCCAUUUCCUCACCUCUUCCUAAUACGUUGGAAAAAAUUGCUGCCCUCAACGUUUAAAAGACUAAAAAAAACUGCACUUUAACCAAAACAAAUGUGGUGGACCAGUGGAAUACCAGAUUUUAAGUAUAGAAUUCAGUGGAAUUUAGUUUAUGUGAUGAAAUGAAAUCAAUGAGUGAGAAUCAUGUCGUUUGCAAUAUGUUAUUGAUGGCAACUCCUCCAACCAGCAUUGCCAAGAAUUAGGAGCUGCAUUCUCAGAAUACAGUCAACCUUCCACAUUUUUUGGUUUCAUUUUUGCAGAUUUGGUUAUUUAUGAAAUUGAUUUCAAAGUUCUCUCUAGGACAUUGGCGGAGUCAUCCUGGAGGACCUAGAGAUUUCUAAUAAGAACACCUCUCUAGGAAUGUCUAAAACUUCAUGUUCAAUUCUAUAGUCAUGUUCCAGCAGAUGUUGGCCAUAAAGUUGUUGUCGACAGCUUAAAAAUUUCAAAAAAGGUAUUCUCUCAGGUAAGCACAUAGCAUUUUUUUUAAUUCACAGUUUUUUUUACUUUUGGAGUGCUUGUGUGUUCGUAGCCACAGCAAAUGUGGAGGGCUGACUGUAAUCGGAGAGCCUCAUGCUUCCCAUCUAUUAUCUAAACCAAUGCAAAAUGGCAAGUGAAAUAUUAUGAUCCAUUAAACUGAACAUAGACUAUUCAGUUAGGCAUAACACUCUGUCAAGAUUUGGAUCAGUCUUGCUUAUUGGAUUUUAUGACCCUGAAAAUAAAAGCCCUAGCAAAUUAUACUAAGGACUUCAUCACACUGGUGAAAAUAAGCAUCCUAGGACACUUAGAGCCUUCUUCAGGAAUGGAGUCUCAUGCCAGUGCCAGCCACCACACGAUGUUGUGCAACUUCCGGCUGUGACUCCACCCCCAGCUGGGGUGGAAGCAUCUUUGGGUGUUUCUCUCCAAACACGGGAGCCUUCUGCCCUGUUUGGGCGAGACUUCCCCCAUGUGAUGGGGCAGCAUCGCUCCUCGGGAGCUACACGCGGUGCAAUGGAAUUACCCCUUGUGCCUGCCGUUUUGCCACACUAGUUGGGCGAGGGAAGGGGCUCCUCCAUGUGAUGAGCAUGUAGGUGCCUUGUAACACGUCAGCAUGACUAUAACAGCCUGGGUGUUGGCUGGAGACUUAGAAUACCAGAUUUAGGGAGGGGCCUUUAAACUGCUCAGCUAGACAGGUCCUGGACCUCACUAAACUACAAAUCCCAGAAAUCUGCAGGAGGCAGUAACCGGAUUUAAAGUGGACCCAUGCUCUAGUCUUGUGUGAUGAGGUCAAAAGUGAAUUUGGAAGCUUGCUAUUAAUUUGCUGUCAACAACAGCAAAAUGGCUUCUGCCUGGCUGUACAUUACAAGACUUAGCAUCACCCACAUUAGCUGCACCAUGUUAAGAAUGAAUCGUCCAAGGAUGAUAACAGCAACAGCAACAGCAGCAGCAGCAGCAGCACAAGGAUGUUUAAUGAGUUAAUAUCUGGUCAUGCUCCAUGAGGUUACAAAGGUAGCCUAGUUGACAUCUCCCAGUGUAUCUCAUAAACAAGUUUUUCAUAGUUGAACAUUCUUAUUGGAUGAAAAAGUACUAAAUCCUGUAGUUAUGCCUAAAACACAGUGGGAUCAGAGAGGGCAAAGGAGUGUGCCUACAUUCAGCAGCUUAAGUUGGAAGUGCUUUCCCCCCUGAAGAUUGACUGCCCCAGAGGUCAAAAACAGAUCCCUUGCCUAUUUUUAGCAGAUUCCAUGUUUGCAACAUCCUUAUUUAGCAACCCAGCAUAACAAGAGUCUGAGAAUGUUUACAUCAUUAUGUGUGUGAGGGUUUGGAGGAGACUGUGACAAGAAAUGUAUCCAUGGAACAUAUUGCUUUGCUUCACACCAGCCAGGCAAUGACAACUGCUUGUCUUAUCCUCCAUGAAAGCUUAAAGAAGACUGUAAUAAAUAGCCUCUCUUCAUCUAACAGGUUUUUCCCACUCUCCCAGUCAUACUUAGUUUUAUGCUCUCGAUAGUUACAGAGGAAAGAAAGUGCAUUCAUUUUCUUUGUCAAGCUUCCCUUCCUGCUGGCUGAAGAAAUACCAGGGUGACUUUCUUCUGCACAAAAGAAGCCAGCUGAAUUUUCUCUCUAGAAUCAUCCUAUUAUAAAUUCAAACAACAUAUCAAGUACAUUCUGCCAUAAUGUUUAAUCACACGCAGUGCAAUGCCCUGUCAGGUACAUCCCAAGCUAAAGUCAAAGCAGGCAGUUGCAACUUUCUUUCUUUAAGCAUGCAGGAUCCUAAUCCAGAUAUGUCCACCAUGCACAAGUGAAAGCUAUUCUUCUUUACAGACAGAUGCCCUAUUUAGAUUACUGAGACUGGGAUUCAGUCAAGGGUGUUAUUUUGCUAUCAAAGUUUCUUUUGUUUGCAAUGGAAGUGAGAAAACAGAUGGUUGGUGCUAGUGAAGCUUGUGUGACCUUUAGUCAUUUCUGAGUGAUACUGACCCUAAGGUGAACCUAUCUUGGAGGAUUCUUGACAAGAUUUGUUCAGAAGAUGUUAGCCUUUAUCACCCUUUGAGCCUUGCCCAAGGUCUUCCAGUGGGUUUCCAUGAUACAAAGGAGAUACGAACCAUUGUCUUCUGAGUUAUAAUCCAAAUCACUAAACCACGACACCCCUUUUUAUAAUGUGGAAAUUUAGAUUGAUUUUGUUCCGGUAUGCAUGCUUCCAGAAUGUAUUGGGGCCACCCAGCAUAACAAGUACUUUAAAUGUAUCUCCCUUCAUUUAUUCUCCACUCCCCACAAUUACCUACAUUCAUCUUCCAGCCAUAUAGUAUGAACAUGAAGAAAAAGAAGGACUUUUUUUGGCACCAAGAUGAUCUGUGUACGAGUGGCCAACUCAGGUGAGAACACUGGGCCAGGAAAAGAUUUUAUUAUUAUUGACACAACGACAUUGUAUGACACAGCAAACAAGAUAGAUAUGCUGGAUUUUAUCCAGAAAGGCCCGCUCUCUCGUUCCUACCAACUGAGAUAGAGAUGGAGGUGGGAAUGAGAGAAGGUCCUCUCCUGAAGAUCUCAGGGCCCAGGAAGGUUCAGACAGGGAGAUGCAAUUAGCCAAAUAGCCUGGACCUGAGCCUCUGCCUGUGCAUAACAGCCCCAAUGCAGAACAGACUCUUGAAAUAUAAAAUAAUGCAGCAUUGGAUGAAGGCUACAUAUUUAACUUGCCAUCAGUGGGCUACAAUUCCUAGAAUCCUCAUGCCAACAUGAUCCCUAAUUUCAAGCAGAUUGCCUAUCCAUUACAGUACAGAAAAUAGAGCAAGAAGACCUGCUUCCAUGCACUUCAUCUCGAAUUACAAAUUCCUGCUUACUGAAUCUACCAGAGAGGCUGAAUUUAUACAGCUAUGAAACUGGAAUUCCAUUACUGUUCAGAAAAGGUUGCACGGGCUAAAAACAUCUUGUCGUUCAGUCAAUCACCUUAUUUCCAACCCAUCAUUUUUACAAGUGUGGGAAUCAAGGCAGUAAUUAAAAUGAAAAAAAAAUCAAAAGUAAAUCCGUAUACAAUACAAAAUGCUAAGAUUAAAAAUAUUAACCUAUUUAAUUAAAACCAUAUAAAACAUACAUUUAAAAGUAUAGAUUAAAAACAGCACAUAACUAUACAUCCAUUAUAUAAAACCAGUUGUCUGAAACAAUUGGUUCUCAGUUACAUGCUGGGAUAGAAAUCUUCACCUGACAAGGAAAGGAAAAGAAGGAAGGACCCAGCCUAGCCUCCCUUGGAAGCUCCAAAAAUGCAGGAGCAUCCACAAAGAAGGCCCUCCCCUGAGUUGCCACCAAAUGUGCCUAUGGAGGUGGUGGGAUUAAGAGAAGGCUUCCUGUGAAGAUCUUAGUAUUUGGGCAGGCUCGUGCAGGAAGAUACAAUCCUUCAGAUAGCCAGUUUUGUUGAAAGAGAAAGGACAGAAACAUUUCAGAUAUGCACAAGCUAUUUCUGUCAUAGAGCUCAAAACAGUUUUCCAUUAGGCUUUUCCUUUGCAGUAAUUUUAUAUCCAUGCAACGAGCCCUAUGGUAUUAUUACAUCACAGUAUUUUCCACUAAGAACUUAUGGUCCUCCAGAUGGCUUUGGACUCUAGUUUCCAUUGCCAUGACCAAUGAUGAAAGAUGGAAUUUCAUCAUCUGGUGGCGCAAUGGGUUAAACCCUUGUGCCGGCAGGACUGCUGACUGGAAGGUUGGGUUGCUGAACUGAAAGUUACUGGUUCGAAUCCAGGGAGAGCAUGGAUGAGCUCUCUCUAUCAGCUCCAGCUCCCCAUGCAGGGACAUGAGAGAAGCCUCCCACAAGGAUGGUAAAACAUCAAACAUCCGGGUGUUCCCUGGGCAACGUCCUUGCAGACGGCCAAUUCUCUCACACUAGAAGAGACUUGCAGCUUAUCAAGUCACUCCUGACACACACACAAAUUCAUCUGGAUCACCACAGAUUCAUGUUGAAGAACUCUGACUUUGUCAGGCACUCUAGUUUGCAAGCUAUGUGGCACUGAACCUCUAACAAGACCAUAAAGAUAACCAAAGACAGGGGAGAUUAUUAACUUGCAGUACUGUACAAUAAAAGCUCGACUUUACGUAAAGCCCUACAAAUUGACCUUUGAAUGUUUUCUUUAUGUGGGUGUAAUGGUCCCAGGUUCAAAUCCCGGGAGCGGAAUGAGCUCCUGCUGUUAGCCCCAGCUCCUGCCAACCUAGCAGUUCGAAAACAUGCAAAUGUGAGUAGAUCAAUAGGUACCGCUCCGGUGGGAAGGUAACGGCGCUCCAUGCAGUCAUGCCAGCCACAUGACCUUGGAGGUGUCUAUGGACAACGCCGGCUCUUUGGCUUAGAAAUGAAGAUGAGCACCAACCUCCAGAGUCGGUCACGACUGGACUUAACGUCAGGGGAAAACCUUUACCUUUACCUAAUGGCAUGCUUAGAUGUGUUUAUUUCACACCUAGAUUUCUAUAAGUUGUUCAAAGAUAAAUUAUACUUAGAACAAUACUUAUCUUAAAUAGAGCAAGUACAUAAACAAGCAGGACUUUGAUGCAGAAGUGAAGCACUUAAAAAUUUCCUUGAUUUCAGUGAAAGAACCAUUUGUAUUUCUAUUUCUUGCCUCAAAAGUAAAAGUAUUUCACUUUCAUGGAAUUGUGCCAUGGUAUUUUACAACCCUCUGACAUCUAAUUAAAUUCAUCAUUGUUGAGAACAGAAUUUAGCAAAAAUACUUUUUGGGACUUAAGGGGAUUCAGGGAGUUGUAAUCCAAAAAGGAAACAUUGUCAAACUCUGAUACAGAACUAUUUGUGAUUUUAUUUUACAUCAUGCUUAAAAACAUGCAUUAUUUUCUGGAGCUUUUCUUUGAUGGAGCAGGUGUUCAUUUUACAUCUUCCUUAUGUAAUACUAUGCCAAGAUUGUAAGUGAUCCUUAUCUUGGAAUGAUUGUUAAGGACACGACUAAAUCAGCUUUUUCCUCCUACCCACUCAUCUGCCUUCUGGCACAAUCACCUUCAUAUACAUAUGUAUUUCUUUAAUGAAAGUCUAAUAUGAUAUCUUUGGCUAUAUCCGCUCCUUGUGUAAUAUUGGGUAAACACAUUCCAGGAAAAAAAAUGGCUAAGGCUUUUGAUUAGCCUGUGCAUGCAAAAUAACUUUGUGUUGUCUCUAAAAUAAACAUUUUGUGAUCUCUACUUUUCAGCAGUUAACAUAAUUUAUCCAAUUUUCUUCCUCAUAGCAAGGAGGAAAGGAAGGUGCUUUGUUGACUUCAGGACUUUUGGGAAGGGCAGAGGUAAAUGCCCAUUUCCUGACUCUAUCUCAUUCAGUCUCUACUAUAGUUCUUUGUUGUUAAGUACAGCUUCUAAAUGCAAAGGUACUUCAACCUUCAAAAGCAAGGAGAAAGAAUGAGAACAAGGAGGACUUUAGAAGGCAACUGCAGAAAGCAAGAAGACUGGACAAUGUCAUGGAUCAGCAAGUCAGUAGAAGUGUUCCAUGUCAGUGAUAAGGUCUUGUGGCACCAGAUCACUGGUUUAAAGAUAAAAUUGUGAAUCUUGUCUAAUAGAGAAGGCGACUGAUAUUUGACACAAUUUCUUUGAUGAGGUUACAGGGCUCUGACUGCCUCACAACUAAACUUUAAAGAAAAACCAAGAUCCUUCUCUGUAUUUUCCACAAUUAACAGAAAUGCAUGGAAGUGAGAUCUGGGAUAGGGAGUAGGAUUACAUAACACUUUCAGAUAUUGUAAACUUGCCCCAAGCAGCAUUGAACAAAAAUCCUUUAUAGCAGCUCUGUAAAGUAAACUAGUAUUUGACUCAAUUCUGGCUUAGAGUGGGGUCCUAGGGUUUUUGUGGCAAAAUUUAUUCAGAAGAGGCUUGUCUUUGCCUUCCUUAGAAGCUGUGUGAAUCUGGCUUGCUCAAAGUCUCCAGGCGGGUUUCCCAUGGCUGCGUAAAUCCUGGUCUUUUGGAGUCCUAGCCCAACAUCUAAACAAGAGUGUCAUGGUUCCUCCUAUGUAAUAAUUGUUAAAUCAGUCUUAUUUGUUCCCCAUAUUAUAGAUGAGAAGCAAGAUUCAGACUGUGAACACUCUGACCAAGCCUGACCAAGUCACCAAGCCUGGUGGUGAGAUGUCAGCCUACAAACAUAGAAUUAGAAAAGCAAGAUACCUUCAAAUUUAUUUGGAAAUUAGCACUUUGAUUGUGGUAUCAGAAAUCAGCUGAGUCUACAGUGCAACCCUUAUUGCAAGGCUUUUCCAUUUCAGCAGCCUUGUUUUUGGUUUGGGUGGUGUGGAUUAUUCUGUUGUUAAAGAGCCUGAAAUCAAAAGACCUUGCCAACCUACUGAAUUAUCAAUAGAUCCCAAUCUAUCUCCUUCUCACCUACCCUGCACUACCAAUUAGAUCACAGUAACAUGCUCUAAAACAGUGCUUCUCAACCUGUGGGUCCCCAGGUGUUUUGGCCUACAACUCCCAGAAAUCCCAGCUAGUUUACCAGCUGUUAGGAUUUCUAGGAGUUGUAGGCCAAAACAUCUGGGGACCCACAGGUUGAGAACCACUGCUCUAGAAGCUACAGCUCAUGCAAAAUGUAGCAGCAAUCAGGCUCUUGCCUAGUGUGCAUUUUAGAGGCCAUUGAUCACCAGACAUACAAGAAUUGCAGUGGCGUCCAGUUCAUUGUACUGAUCUUGACUAUCAAGCACUACCACAGCUUGAGGCCAGGAUAUGUGAAGGACCACCUGCAUUCAAAUGUUGCUGAACUGAAGCUCCUAUCAUCCCCAUGGCUGAUAGGGAUUGUAAUUCAAUAACAUCUGCAGGAUUAUAUAGUCUCCAUGAAUGCAUUAGGGAGGAUUAGUUACAUAAAGUGAUGUGCAGUGUCCAACAACUACCGCUUCUUUGAUGGUCCCCUUUGUUGAAGGGCAACAUUGUGUCCCAGCCUAAAUGAGAGUGGUUCUAUCUGUCCUAAAUUAUCCUGGGGCACUCAGAUGAGAAAAAAGUUGUCCCCUCAGCACCAGUGCUGAAGUAAGAAGCAACUGCCAGAAUAAUCAGGCACAAUGGGUGGCAGGGAGGUGGUAUCUUGCCCUUCUCUUCAGGCAAUAAAAGGUCUUGGCCCAUUCCUUGUGUAUAUAUAUACUAAUAUGGCCUAAGAUUCAGAGGUACAGUACAACCAUGGAGACUGAAAAAGAAGAAAUGCUAGUCCAGCGAAUAUAUGUGUAAUAAAUAGCUUUGCACUUUUUUUGAUGUGAGCAUCCAACCUGACUUCCAGGGACUUAUCUUGAUAGUUGGCAUACAAGAGCAUUGAUAAAUUAUACACUACAUUUAGUCAUUAACUAUUGUUUCUGUCCCCCAUGCUUUUUAACAUCUACAUGAAACCGCUGGGAGAGGUCAUCCGGAGUUUUGGAGUUCGGUGCCAUCUCUACGCAGAUGACACUCAACUCUACUACUCCUUUCCACUGAACUCCAAGGAAGGCCCCCAGAUACUGAACCAGUGCUUGGCAGCUGUGAUGGGCUGGAUGAGGGCGAAUAAGCUGAAGCUUAAUCCCGACAAGACAGAGGUCCUCCAGGUCAGUCGUAUAUCCGAUCGGGGUAUUGGGUGGCUACCUAUGCUUGACGGGGUCGCACUCCCCCUGAAGGCGCAGGUCCGCAGUUUGGGGGUCCUCCUGGACUCAGCGCUGAUGCUUGAUGCUCAGGUGUCGGCGGUGGCCUGGAGGGCCUUGGCACAAUUAAAACUUGUGCGCCAACUGCGACCUUACCUCGUGAAGUCUGAUCUGGCCAUGGUGGUCCAUGCCUUAGUUACCUCUAGACUGGACUAUUGCAAUGCAUUCUACGUGGGGCUGCCCUUGAAGACGGCCCGGAAACUCCAACUAGUUCAACGUUCGGCAGCCUUGCUUCUAACUGGAGCUAAUUAUAGGGAGCGGUCAACCCUCCUUCUUAAGGAGCUCCACUGGCUGCCGUUCACCUUCCGGACCCAAUUCAAGGUGCAAGUGAUCACCUACAAAGCCCUGAACGGUUUGGGACCCUCCUACCUUAGUGAUCGCCUCUCCCCCUACGAACCUGCACGAUCUCUUCGUUCGUCGGGGGAGGCCCUCCUCUCGCUCCCACCUCCGUCACAAGCACGGUUGGUGGGGACAAGAGAGAGGGCAUUCUCCGUGGUGGCGCCCUGGUUCUGGAGCUUGCUCCCCAGGGAAAUCAGGCAAGCCCCCACCCUGGUAGCAUUCAGAAAGAGCUUGAAAACCUGGCUCUUUACUCAGGCCUUUAGAUAAAGAUUGCUAAUCCAGAAGGAAUCUGUAUCUGUGACCAUUCUUGUUCCGGUUUGCACUUUUUACCUUUGUCAACUCGAUAUAGACACAGGGUCUAUUCCCAUCCCAAUUUGCACUUCCAAGAAUUUGCAGCACUUUAUCAGUCACCUCGUGUUUACAAUAUUUAUAUGGUGCACCUUACCCAGUCUACUUUUACAAUCUCUCCAUUUUAAUCCAUGUUUUUAUUAGUUCUUUUUAUUGGCUAAUGUUUAAUUUUUUUUAAUUGUGCAUGUUUUUGUCUAUUGCUGUGUUUUAUACUGCUACUGUUUUUAUUCGGGCUUGGCCCCAUGUAAGCCGCCCUGAGUCCCCUUUGGGGAGAUAGAGGCGGGGUAUAAAAAUAAAGUUAUUAUUAUUAUUAUUAUUAUUAUUAUUAUUAUUAUUAUUAUUAUUAUUAUUUCUUUGAAUAUCAAUCCCUCCAAUUUCUUCCAUAGCUGAGAUAGUUGCAUCUACUACACAAUGCAGGUGCCUGCCACAUUAAAGGAAGACUUAAUUGCCUAUUUCCUUUUUGUGUUGCACUCAACUUUCUCUGAGGUAGAUUGUUGCUAUAUAUAGCCUCCCAGAGACAAACUGAUCUGGUGGUUACAGCAGUUUCAGUCUAAAAUUUGCAGCCUACAUUUUCAGAUUUUGUCUUCCGCUGACUAAAAAUAAGAGCCUAAUCCUAGCAUUCACCCCCUAAGAAGCACAGUAGGAUUCCAGUUUUCUUGUUUUAAUAAUUUUUAUUGAGAUAAAGAUAGAUUGCUUUUACAUAAAAAGUGGGGGAACAAUCUAAGUAAAUAGAAAAGUAGGAAAUAUAGAAACUUCUUUAAGAAAAGAAAGAAAAAGAGAGAGAGAGAAAGAGGGAAUAUAUAUAUAUAUAUAUAUA
Messenger RNA from Anolis carolinensis (green anole), 15097 nucleotides. RefSeq names its product coiled-coil domain-containing protein 69. The record is from RefSeq and is a predicted model, not a curated record. The transcript is spliced from 2 exons. Lineage: Eukaryota; Metazoa; Chordata; Lepidosauria; Squamata; Anolidae. Bases 13285 to 14199 code for a protein of 304 amino acids.